Molecule: messenger RNA, 1729 nt
Organism: Oncorhynchus keta (chum salmon)
Lineage: Eukaryota; Metazoa; Chordata; Actinopteri; Salmoniformes; Salmonidae
Product: putative adenosylhomocysteinase 3
Exons: 15
Coding region: 107-1321 (404 amino acids)
Biological process (GO): L-methionine cycle
Cellular component (GO): cytosol
Source: RefSeq, a predicted model, not a curated record
UAGAAUCAGGCAGCAGAGGAGCUCGAAGGGACAUCAAGACUUCUGCAUCAAGAACAUCAGACAGGCCGGCCUCGGACGCAGGGAGAUAACGAUCGCUGAGCAAGAGAUGCCAGCUCUGAUGUCCCUGAGAAAGAGAGCAGAGGGAGAGAAGCCACUGGCUGGAGCUAAAGUAGUGGGCUGCACUCACAUCACCGCUCACACAGCCGUGUUGAUGGAGACUCUGUCUGCGUUGGGGGCUCAGUGUCGCUGGGCAGCCUGUAACAUCUACUCCACCCAGAACGCUGCAGCUGCAGCUCUGGCUGAGGAAGGCUUCCCUGUGUUUGCGUGGAAGGGGGAGUCGGAGGACGACUUCUGGUGGUGUAUUGACCACUGUGUCAGCCUGGAGGCCUGGCAGCCCAAUAUGAUCCUGGAUGAUGGGGGAGACCUGACCCACUGGAUCGAUAAGAAAUACCCCAGCAUGUUCAAGAUGAUCAAGGGCGUCGUGGAGGAGAGCGUCACAGGCGUUCACAGGCUGUACCAGCUGUCCAAGGCAGGGAGGCUGUGUGUUCCUGCUAUGAACGUCAAUGACUCAGUCACCAAACAGAUGUUUGACAACUUCUACUGCUGCAGGGAGUCCAUACUGGAUGGGUUGAAACGGUUGACAGAUGUGAUGUUUGGGGGAAAGCAGGUUGUGGUGUGUGGUUAUGGAGAGGUUGGUAAAGGUUGCUCUGCCGCUCUGAAGGCCAUGGGCUCAAUAGUGUACAUCACAGAGGUCGAUCCCAUAUGUGCCCUGCAGGCCUGCAUGGACUGCUUCAGACUAGUCAAGCUCAAUGACGUCAUCGGACAGGUGGACAUGGUCAUCACCUGCACGGGCAACAAGAACGUGGUGGGAAGAGAUUAUCUAGACAGAAUGAAGAACGACUGCAUCGUCUGUAACAUGGGUCACUCCAACACUGAGAUAGACGUGGCGAGUCUGCGGAGCCCAGAGUUGACCUGGGAGAGAGUGAGAUCACAGGUGGACCAUGUCAUCUGGCCAGAUGGCAAGAGAAUUAUCUUACUGGCUGAGGGUCAUCUGUUGAAUCUGAGCUGCUCCACGGUACCCUCGUUCAUUCUCUCCAUCACCGCCACCACACAGGCGCUGGCUCUGAUUGAGCUGUACAAUGCCCCAGAGGGACGAUACAAUAAAGACGUCUAUCCCCUGCCAAAGAAGAUGGACGAGUUUGUGGCCGGACUCCACCUUCCAACGUUUGACGCCCACCUCACAGAGCUGACUGAUGAGCAGGCCAAAUACCUGGGCCUCACCAAGACUGGACCCUUCAAAACAAACUACUACAGGUACUAAUCCAUGGAAGUGAAGACCAAAGAUACACCAGAGCACCCCAAUGACAUGUGGCUCAGAGGAAGCGAGGACCAGGGAGACCUGAAUCAGAUUUGUGUAUGUGGGGAAACUAGCCCAGCGCUGAGCUGUAACACCCCAACCAUGACGGUCAGACUGACCUUUAACCCCUGACCCCUGCUGAGCCAUCUGACCCAUAGAGAUAAAUAGAUAACUCUAGUGCCCAAAAGCCUGGGUUUGGAGGAGGUGUACGUCAACAUGUAAUAGAGAAACACAGAUUAUCUACUUUUUCAUAGACUUACUUUCAGUUACAAAUCUUCUCAAAGAUACAGUAUCUAAACAAUGUUUCAACUUUCUGAAUGUAAAUAAAAGCAGAUAAGCAAUAACCAAAAGGUAAAAGAUUAAUAAAAUGUU